CAAAGUGCCAUUGAGGAACAGCAAAAACUCAUGUGGUUGCAAGUGCUCCAAGCAAUAGAUAAACAGAAUGGCCAAAAUACUCCAGAAAUACAUAAAAUUUACGACGAAAGAGCUGCAACAGUAUGCCGCCAACCCGGAAUCAUGCGUGCGCUGCAUCAAAACAGACCUGCACCUGGCCAUGGGUCCUUACGGCAUGGGUAACUUUAAGCAUGCGUUGCACGAGCUGCUCAUCCGCACCAAAGUGGGCAUAUACGAUAGCAAUGUGAAUGGAAUAGUGCUUGGGAUCAAGAACAUUAAGGUUUUGGGUCAAACGGCAGCGUUACGCGCCGAUGAUCCCACUCUGCAUUUGCUAAUUAAUGCCGAUUUCUAUGUGUUCAGGCCAGUUGCUGGUGCGGUGCUCCAUGGCGUUGUGCGGCACAUAUCCAAGCAUCAAAUCAGCGUUAUUAUCUACCGAGUGUUCAACACAACCAUACGAUUUACGAAUAAGAAACAAAACAGAAAUGACAUUGUCAUGGAUCAGGAAAUUAAGUUUCGAAUCAAGGACUUCAAUAUAGGUAGCGCCAUGCCAUAUAUCGAGGGCGAAUUAUUGCUCGAAGAGUCCGAGUCACAUAACAAUGUCAUAAAAUUUGAGGAGAACGAGGAGGUAAAUACAGCUCCAGAAGCAAAUGUAGAGCUUGAUGCUCUCGUAGAGCUAAUUAAAGUGGAGACAAACAUAGAGGCUGAGGAGUCGCCGAAAAAGAAAAAGGCAUCAAAGCGUAAGCAGGCCGCAGAUCCUGACGUAGCUGUAGGAAAACUAAAAAAAAUCAAAACAAUAAAAUCGGAGCCUAUAGAAGUAUAG
Messenger RNA from Drosophila arizonae, 838 nucleotides. It is a transcript of the gene Polr1F, whose product is annotated as RNA polymerase I subunit F. Gene Ontology annotation, biological process: DNA-templated transcription initiation; transcription elongation by RNA polymerase I. The record is from RefSeq and is a predicted model, not a curated record. Lineage: Eukaryota; Metazoa; Arthropoda; Insecta; Diptera; Drosophilidae. Gene Ontology annotation, cellular component: RNA polymerase I complex.